Cuscuta campestris is the source of this 3410-nucleotide messenger RNA. NCBI's taxonomy places the organism in Eukaryota, Viridiplantae, Streptophyta, Magnoliopsida, Solanales, Convolvulaceae. The record is from the annotation of a GenBank genome assembly.
AAGGAAAAGUAAACCCUAAUUCUCUCCACCUUUCUUCCCUCCUUUCUCUCUGCCGUGUAGCCUUCUCCUCCUUCUCUGUACGUCCAAACCCUCUCCUUAUUUCCCAUGUAUUAUUGGUGCUCUCGUUUUUCUGGACUCAACAUGGCGGAGGAAAUUCCCUCGUCAUCCGUGACAUUCAACAUCUCGCCCUCUACUGAUGAUUUGCUCAGCGCUCUCCAAAACUUGGCAUUGGAAAUUCGCACAACUCGGCAGGAGCAUCUCGCUUUAGCGCAGCGUGUUGAUCAAGGCUUCGCAACCAUAUUGGACGCACGACAGCCUACCACUCCCCAUAACCGUGGUAUCUUGGGAAACACGCCAACAAGAGGUCGCCGGCCUCCCCUUAUUCCGCCUGGGUUUCCGGGCCAUGACGAAACCCACGAACGAGGUAUGCCGAAAGUACGUUUUGAUGCACCCAAAUUUAAUGGCCAGGAUUCCGCAGGUUGGAUUUACAAAGUGCAGUCCUACUUUGAUUACUUUCGGACCCCCGAGGACCUCCGUCUGCGGCUGGUUGGUUUGCUAUUCGAGAAUCCCGCGUCCGAUUGGUUUCUUUACCAACAUAAUAAUCACCUUAUUACAUCUUGGCGGGGUUUUCUUGAAGCCGUUAAGCAACGUUUUGAUCCGACGCAUUAUGAGGAUUACAUGGGCCUUUUAUGCAAAUUACAACAACGUACGUCCGUUUUGGAUUAUCAAGCGGAAUUUGAGCGGCUUUUGAACAAGAUUACAGGGGUUCCGGAAGUCACAUUGAUCUCCGUUUUUACUGCCGGGUUGAAGGUCCCCAUUCGCCGCGAGGUUCUUCUUUGCCGACCUUAUACGUUGGGCCAGGCUUUUGCCCUUGGCAGAGAACUAGCCGCAAAUCACUCCGACAUGGUUUCCGCCAUAUCCACAUCGGCCCGUCGCCCAUGGCAGUCACUCACUGCGCCUUCCAGUACCAACCCACCUGCACAGCCCCAGGGUUCUUCCACGGUACUUCCUGCCAGUGGGGCUAUGGCCGCUCGUUCUUCUGGUUCCUCCCUGUCUUUGCCUAUCAGGAGAUUCAAUAAUGCUGCGCGGGAUGAACGGACGGCCAAAGGAUUGUGUUGGACUUGUGAUGAAAAAUAUGUCCCAGGCCACAAAUGUCCCAACCGUUUCAUGGCCCUCAUCGGUGAGGAGGAGGGAGAUUGGUCAUCCGCAACCGAGUUUCCCGUGGAUGAGGAGCUUUCAUUGAUUACAGGGGAUAUUUCUAGCAUCAAUAGUUUAACCGGGUGCCCCAGUCCGCGUGCCUUGAAACUGCAGGGGCAAAUUCAGGAACAUCUGGUGCAGAUUUUGAUCGACGGUGGGAGUACACAUAAUUUUAUCCGCCCGGCAAUCGUGGAGCAGUUGCGGUUAUCCAUGCGUUCCACGCCGCUGGUUCGCGUGUAUGUGGGCAACAGUGCCUCCCUCCCAUCCACCCACCAUUAUGUGGCCAUUCCAUUGACUUUGCAAGACCUCUCUCUUGUCGUUGAUUUAUUUGUGCUUGAUAUUCAUGGCCCCGAUGUCGUGCUUGGCGUACAGUGGCUGCAAAGUUUGGGAAAGAUCGCCCAUGACUACACCGCCUUAACUAUGGACUUUGUUUUUAACGGUCGUCCGGUGACUCUUCGGGGGGAUACCCCCGACAGCACGCAAGUUUCUUAUCAUGGAUUACAAGCCUUUGCGACCUUGGAGGAUCAUGUUGGCCAUCUGGAUUCGACACUUCGUACUUUAGCACAACAGCACUUCUUCGUCAAGAUGUCCAAGUGUUCUUUUGGCCGCCAGACUGUGGAGUAUUUGGGCCAUCUGGUAUUGGGAGGGGCACUUCGAGCCGAUCCUAGUAAGCUUGAAGCAAUGACCGCGUGGCCCACCCCGAAAACCCCUCAGCAGUUACUGGGAUUCCUAGGGCUCACUGGGUAUUACCGGCGCUUCACUCAUUUUAAUGAUACAUUCAUUGUGGAGACCGAUGCCUCCGACGAGGGUAUCAGCGGGGUUCUUAUGCAACAAGGGCAUCCUCUUGCAUUUUUUAGCAAACGAUUGGGUCCUUGUUGUCGCCUAGCAUCUGCCUACCACCGCGAACUGUAUGCGAUUGUGGAAUUCGUGCAUAAGUGGCGGCAGUAUUUACUUGGUCGGGAAUUCAUCAUCCGGACGGAUCAACGGAGCUUAAAGGAAUUACUUUUUCAGGUUGUUCAAACACCCGACCAGCAGUACUAUCUUCGCAAGUUAAUGGGUUUCAAAUUCCACAUCGAAUAUAAAUCGGGGGCAACCAAUCGCGCGGCCGAUGCUCUCUCGCGCUGGGAGGAAGCCGACAGUACGGCCGGGGAGUUGUUCCAGAUGUAUGCUCAGCCCCUUCCAGAUGUUCUCCAUGACAUCACGAAGGAAAAUGGGGAGCUGCCAGACCUGGUCGCCAUGCACAGAGCCGCGACCGAGGGGUCCUUACCCGCGCCGUAUAGUAUUCACGUCGUGGGUAGUAGCAAGGUGCAGCGAGUAGAUGAGUUACUCACUGAAUGGGAGGGCCUUAUUUCUGACCUGAAGCGGAACCUGACUGCCAUGCAGCAACGGAUGGCCGCCCAAGCUAACAGCCACCGUCGCCACAUUGAAUAUCAAGUCGGAGACCAAGUUCUUCUCAAGCUUCAACCUCAUCGGCAACACUCAAUCGCCCGCCCACAGCCCGCCAAGUUAGCUUGCCGAUAUUAUGGGCCGUUCUCCAUCCUUGAGCGUGUUGGCAGUGUUGCUUAUAAACUGGAAUUGCCACCGGAUUCUCGCAUCCACAAUGUUUUUCACGUCUCUUUACUACGACCUUUCGUGGCCGGUGCACACCACCCUCCUCUGGCUACUUUACGGCGGGACUGCCAAAAUGGUGCCCCACUGUCGGUCCCGACACGGGCCAUCUCGAUAUGCACGAUUCUUCAACAAGGCACACCUACGGAGCAAUGGUUGGUUGUUUGGUCAGAUGAGGAUGCGGCUAGUGCAACCUGGGAACCCGUACUGUCAAUCUGACGCGCUUACCCGGACCUCGUCCUUGAGGACAAGGACGUUUUUGAAGGGGGGGGGGGGGUAAUUGAUACGGCAUCUAUUACGGAGGAGUCCCCAGAGCUUGGGGAAGCGAACCGGUCCAAUAGCAUUACAAUGGAGCACAAUCUUAGACGUUCCGGGCGAACGGUUAAACCACCAGCCCGUUUUAAAGACUUUAUUUAAUUUACUACUUUAUCUCAUAUUAUUGAUGUACUUUUAGAUUUUCCUAGGUGAGUGGAAUUAUAACACUCCUUCGAGGGUUUCUUUACGGUUCUUUACCUCGUCGCUUUUCUUGAACCGUCAGGUUAGACAACAUAGAUUAAUUAGGGUUUUUGGACUUCUCUAACUCUAUAUAAAGAGAUGUUCCCAUA